AUGAAGUUCCUCGGCUCCACCGUCCUCGUCGCGGCCAUGCUGGCCAGCGCCUCGUUUGUUGCCGCCUCGGGCCACAACGAUGUUCACGCCCCCGCCCUGCGCCGACACAAUUCUCACCACCACAACCACAAGAAGUCUUCCUGCUCCGCCAGCGCUGGCGCCGGCGGCAAGAAGACGCACAAGAACAAGAAGAGCAGCUCCGACAACGGCGCCGCCGCCUCCGCCACCAACAACGCCGCCAAGAACGCCGCCAAGGACUUUGCCAAGUCGUCGUCCUCGUCCUCGUCUUCGAGCGAGGAGCACUCGGCCAAGUCUUCCUCCUCGUCCGAGUCGUCCUCGUCGUCGUCGUCUUCUUCGUCCUCGUCCUCGUCGAGCAGCUCGCCCAACAAGAAGGGCGGCAAGGCCGGCCUGUGCUGGGCCAACGCCAACGGCAUCCCCAUCGACAACUUCAUGGGCGGCGACGUCUCGUGGGCCUACAGCUGGAGCGACACGCCCGGCUGGGACGGCUUCCCCAUCGACGAGCUCAUGUACUGCCCCAUGCUCUGGGGCUACAAGAACGAGGCCACCUUCAAGAAGAACGUCGUCCAGAACCAGAACGGCAAAUUCAACAAGCACAAGUGCGCCAUGGGCAUGAACGAGGUCAACCAGAAGGGCCAGUCGAUCAUGAGCGCCGCCGAGGGAUGCAAGCUCAUGCGCGAGAACCUCAUGCCCCUCAAGGACAACGGCUGGUACAUCAUCGGACCCUCGACCACCAACGCGCCCGACGGAAAGACUUGGUACCAGGACUUCCAGAAGACCUGCCCCGACGUCUUCAACAAGAUCGACGCCAUCGCUCUCCACUACUACGCCACCGACGUCAACGACUUCAAGAAGUACAUCCAGGACUGGCACGAGACUUUCGGCAAGGACCUCUGGAUCACCGAGUUCGCCUGCCAGAACUUCAGCGGGGGUGCUCAGUGCUCCAAGGACGAGGCCUGGCAGUUCGGCCAGACCAUCACCUCCUGGAUGAACUCCCAGAGUUACGUUAAAGGAUUCAGCCCCUUCGCGGUGCUUCAGGAUCUUCAGGGAGUGUCGGAGGUCAACAGGCUGUCGAACGGCAACAACCCGACGUCGCUCUUCCGCAUGCUGACGGGUGCGCUUUAA
Messenger RNA from Pseudozyma flocculosa PF-1, 1143 nucleotides. RefSeq lists its product as uncharacterized. Lineage: Eukaryota; Fungi; Basidiomycota; Ustilaginomycetes; Ustilaginales; Ustilaginaceae. Gene Ontology annotation, cellular component: fungal-type cell wall. The coding region runs from base 1 to 1143 and encodes 380 amino acids. The transcript has a single exon. Gene Ontology annotation, biological process: fungal-type cell wall polysaccharide metabolic process. The record is from RefSeq and is a predicted model, not a curated record.